GGCAAAAGGCCUGCCCGAGAUAUUUCCCUAUCUUUGCAACUGGGCAUCCUCAUCGCCUAAAAUCUGGGGACACAGGGCGGGAUUACGCAAGACGGCAUCUGCACUGAUUACAUUAACCGACAGAGCGUGAACGCAGCUUUGGUGACAGGCAGGGCGCGUCCCGCGUGAGGUGUGCAUCCGGGCUGGUUUACGGAGGUGCUUCCGACGAAUCGAGAGUGAAGCGCGAUCAUCCCCCGUUCUGAAAGGACACCGCCAAGGGCGCCAACACCACCCAAAGAAGUAAGGACCUCGCAUCCUGCCGGACCCAGCCCGAACAGCUCAAGCGCCUCACAGCCCCCUUCCUGGGAGAUGCUCUCCCUGGCAUCACCGCCUCGACCGUGCCCUCUUCGUCCGCAACGCUCGCGUGCGCCACAGCCCAUCGCCGCCGGCGCAGCUGCCACCCCCACCAACGGCGGCGCACGCACUUGCACAGCACCGCCACAAUCCGCGUUACUGUCGCCAGCAGCAGCAGGGGCGAAGCAGCUAGUACUCAGCACAGCUUCCUUCUCCCAGCAGAGGCUUCCCCGAAGCCACAGCAACCGCUUCGCUUCCAUGGCAGCUGCUGUCGGUGCGGGUCCCUCCGCUGCUGGGGGAGCUGCUGCUGCUGCUGCUACGGCGACCAAGGAUGAUACCUUUGUCUCCAUUCCAGCGGAUGCCAAGGUGCUUUUGAUUGGUAUCACCGGUGCCACGGGCAGGAGUGCGCUGCAGGGGCUGCUGGCGGCUGCUGGCCGACCCAUGGGUCGCAGCGGCCCUCACCAGUACCAGCUGCUGGCCAUGAGUCGGAACACGCAGGGCGCGGCGGCGAGGGGGCUGCCGGAGGGGGUGCAGGUGGUUGCGGGCGACUUGGAUUCCGCAGCCUCCCUGGAGGCAGCCUUGCGGGGCGUGGACGUGGUGUACUGCCAUGCGCUGUCCAAGGACGCGGUGAAGGCGGACCCUCAGGAGCUGGUUCGGGCCAGGAACCUGGCAGCAGCGGCCAAAGCAGCAGGCGUACGACUGAUCAUGUACAACAGCAGCGGAGGUCGUGGAUGCGGGUACGGCAUUACUCAGAUGGAGCAAAAGCACCAGGUGGAGGACAUCUUGGCGGCUGCCGUACCAACGGUUGCGUUGCAGGCCACGCUAUUCAUGGAGGAGCUCUGGAAGCGCUACACGCGGCCCGGCAUCCUGAAGGGCACUUUCACCUGGAGCACGCCCUCUGACCGCAGGCCGCUGCAGCUGGUUGCCGCUCGGGACUUGGGACUUGUCGCCGGCAGCCUGCUGGCAUCCCCCGAGGGCGGACUACAUGUGCCGUACAUCCAACGCGUUCAACCGCCCCAAAAACCUCAGCGGGCUCAGCAGCCUCUGCGGCUGCGAGCGUUGGAGCUGGCGGGGGAUGAGCUCACUCCGGCGCAAAUGUGCGAGGAGUUUGCAAAGGUGCAGGGCCGCCCCGUGCAGCACCGGCGGGCGCCCGCGUGGCCCUUCUGGUUCCUGGCGCGAGACGUCUGGCGCAUCGCCAGGUUCCUGACUGAGCGAGGAUACUGUGCGGAUGUGGCGGCUUGCCGGAAGCAGUUCCCUGGUAUGAUGACCUUCCAUGACUUCCUGGUUACCUCCCGCUGGGCUGACCCCGCCCUGAGCUUCGAGGACGGCAUCUCCUUCACAUCCAGCCCGCCGGCUGACCCGGCUGCCACAUCCAACCCAACUGCCACGUCAUCCACUCCGUUGACCCCUCAGCAACAGCAGCAGAAGCAGAAGCAGUGAUGCACCGCCUUGGCACACAGGGGCGGCACUGCAGCUGCAGCUGCGGCGGUGUAGAGGCUAGUGUAGCAGUGCAGGUACAUAUAUGUCGAGACGGUGGCUAACAUUAGUGGUAUAGGCUAAGCAGCUGCAGUAGCUAUGGUGGUGUUGAGUGCAUUACGUUAGGGUAUCGCCAUGGUUGGCUGUAGCAUGAGGUGAGGAAGGAUGGAAAGGAGGAGGGAAGGGGAAGGUGGGGCCACAAGUGAGUCGUCCAGACUUUUGUGAGCUCUGUCAGGCGGUUUGCAACUUGUUUGUUGGUACUGCGUAAUGAAGGAAAAUCCAUUUUGCCAUGCAUGCAUGCGCUCACGCCUGCGCAUGGGGCACUGAUCAGAAGAUUUGGAGAAUGGCAGCAGAGCAGCAGUACUGCAGGUGAGACGUGGCCGUGGAAUAGACCGCAGUAUACUACUUGGUAUUGUUGUUUCAAGGACUGGGAGUUCUUUCGUAUCUUUGUUAGGCUGUUGUUAUGUUGUUGAACAGUGUUGAACAGUGCUGUAUUGAGGUUGCGUAAUUGCUGUUGCCAGUCGCCUUCUACUGGUAUGAAGAUAGCUGCGGAUGGGGGUAUUGGGGAAGGGGCACCAGCCCCUUCCCCCACCAAAAUGUACCGGUAUACCGGACAAGAGCUCCGCAGACGGCUGCGACACUCCACGCUAGUUAACGUCUUGAGUGUAAAGCGUGUGCCUUCAAUGGUUCGCGUUCCCGAAUAAAACGUGAAUGGGCCAUUCGGAAUGGCCGCCGGAUGUCGUACGGAUGGUAUGUACGGCAUGUCUCGCUAGGUCUAACGUCGAAAGGCCCCUAUGGCAUAGGGGAUGGCGUAGAGUGUCGCAGCCGUCUAUGGAGCUCUUCUAUCCUUUGGAACCGUAAGCACCUUGGAACCUUGCGAUCCCGGGUCCUUACAUGUCUCUAUACAUCUAUGUAAAUUAACACGCUCGUGCAGUACUUUGCUUCCGAUCGAC
Astrephomene gubernaculifera is the source of this 2762-nucleotide messenger RNA. The record is from the annotation of a GenBank genome assembly. Lineage: Eukaryota; Viridiplantae; Chlorophyta; Chlorophyceae; Chlamydomonadales; Astrephomenaceae.